Molecule: messenger RNA, 2693 nt
Organism: Astrephomene gubernaculifera
Lineage: Eukaryota; Viridiplantae; Chlorophyta; Chlorophyceae; Chlamydomonadales; Astrephomenaceae
Source: the annotation of a GenBank genome assembly
AAGCAAGCUACUGAAUCUGACACACACGCCUUACGCCAACUUGUUAACCCUCCUGGUAGAGCCUGGUUUGGCCAACUCCGCACAUGUGGCGCCUAGCUACAAACGGUAUAAUGUAUCCAACGACGAAACUUGUGGUUACGGCGCUGCUGCUUUUUAUCGUCGCGGCAGAUGCCGCUGCAAGGAAAGCUCCACCUCCACCUCCACUUUUACCUCCGCAACGUCCGGCGUUCGCUGCUUCAAACGGCCUCCGGUAUUUUUACCCACCGCCUCCGCCCAACCUAUGCUUUAACCACACCGACAUCCACUGCCCCCGUACUGGUCCAGUAGAGGUCCUGGUGUACGGCCCCAAGGCCAAGCAGAGCUACUGGGCGCCGCUCUGUGAGCCGGCUGAUGCGGGCAUCAAGGAGAGCCUCGCGGACCUGAUUUGCAAGCUUGUUACCGGGCUUACGCCAUAUUGCGACACCAGCAAUAGCUCCACUGCCUCGUGCUACUACUUCGCUACCAUUGAGCCCUACACCAUCCCCAAGGGCAACCCCAAAAACGCAACCUAUUUCAACCCCAACAGCUACAAUCGCUGGGUCACCGUCACCGGCGGCAACUUCAGUACCGCAUCUUCCGUCCAGGACCUAAACCUUAAGGUGUCAGCGACUAAGUGUUCGGACGGAAAGAUGCUUGCCAUGUACUGUGCUGUUACAUAUGAAUUCAGAGACCGCCUAUGCAAUGACGGUGUGCGAAGGUACUGCUAAGACCUUGACGUGUGCGUUUACUGCCUGCAAAGCACGGUGUAGACAAGGCGAAAGCACGGUACAGUUAAGCGUGCGCGCGUUAUAUGCGUGCACUGAAAGUGAAGACCCGAAGAAAUAUCGUGUUGAAGAAUUGGUGCUGUGCUUUGAUGCAUUCAUGUGUCGUGCGAUAUGGCCUUCCUGAUGUGAUGUGAUGUGAUGUUACGACGUGGUGGGCCCUAUCAGGCUGUCGCAGACCAUGUGACGAGACGGAGACCUGCCGACUGUGUGUGGGACUGUGUGUGUUGGGCGUGCAUGCUUGCGAGCGUUUGCGGUGGUUAGAAACCCCUAACUGGUAGGAUGCCAAACCGCAGAUACCGUAGUAGUAAUUGGAUGAUGUGAACUACAGAACUGCGGGUGCGUGGACUUACCGUAUACAGCUUAUACGGUACGACGAAAUGCUCUUGCGGCCUCCACCUAAAUGUUUCCGUGUGGCGGCUCUUAACCCCGCGGACCAGCCUUCUCCCCGUCUGCUGCGGCAAUGUACUAGGGCCUUCCGCCGCCUGGUCCUCCGUGGAGUAUUGACCCUCCCCGCUGGUAUGGAGUUCCCCCCCGGCUGGUGUCGGGCUGGCAUGCCUUCCGGCGCCUCCACAUCCUUCUGCUUCAGAUCCCGCACCCCUGGGUGGUUGCUGCGGGGACGGCUGCGGCUGCCGGUUCGGCUGCCGUGCCGGCCGACGAGGCCUGGCGGGUGCUCGCCCGUGCGCUUGCCUGGCGCCCCACGCCCACCUUCCCGAUCGCCGUCCCCCUGCUUCGCCUCAGUGUGCGCCUUGGCACCCAACUCCAGCUCGCCCCUGCCUACUGCGACCUCCAUGCUAAGCAUUCCGGCUUUGUGGCGGAGGCCUGCGGGUCCCCCGACGGCCCCCCUGCACUCCUUGCUGGUUUUCGGUCUACCUUGGCGCGGCUGUGGCGCCUGCGCUGUGAGAACCAACACAAGGAGGCGCUGUGGCGGCUCGCCCUCAAUGGCUGCGCGGGCUUCCCUCUGCAUGCCAGCCAUGCCGCCCGGGAAGCUGCGCAGGGCCGUUCGCACUCCUUGGCCUGCCCGUGUGGAGCACCCCUGGUCGCCCUUGGAGUGGCACAAGAUCGGUUACACUUGUUUUGGGAGUGCUUUGUGGCCCGUACCCUUCGUGAGGCCCUGGGCGAGGCCUUAGGUGCACCCGUGGGCUCACUUGAUAGUGCAUUUCCUAGGCAACAUUUGUGGUUAGUCCAACCUCCAGACGGUGUGCAUGGAUGUGUGUGGGAUGUCGUGGCGCUGGCCGCUCUUGCGGCUCUUGAACAGGCCCGUCGGUGGUUGUAUGCUGACCACAGUGGCCGGGCCCCCCUCCCCAGACGGUCCCUUGUUGUGCUGGGUGCUCGUGUUGUUGCUGAUUUCUGGUCCCGCCUCCAGUCCUUUGCUGUCUUAGGUGUGCCUCCCCGAGGCUGGGACUGUGUUCCCCCUAUUCACCCUUUCCUUGCAAAUGCGGCUGGCCGUGUACGAUUUGUUGGCCCGCCUGAUACUGCGUCCCCGCCGGCCUCCCCCUGACCCUGGUUUGUUUUGCCUUUGACUAUGGUUGCUAUUACCUUCGGAUCACGCCGAUGUCGAUCGACUUGGAGGCAGUUGGGCACUGCUGUGGCACAAAGCAGCAGCUUGGCAGUUGCUCUGUACAAUAGUUUGUUCCUUCUUUCGCGGGCUUGGCUUGUGUGAUGUUUACCCCUCGCGGGCUUGGUGUUUGUGGUGCUGUGGCCUUGUGGGCUUGGUUUUAGGUGGUUCUGUGUCUGGCAUGGCUCCUUGUUUUUUGUAGGGCAUGUCCCUGGGGUAGGUUGCUUUGUUGCGGCUGCCUAGCGUGUACCGCUAGCGAUUGGGUCUCUUGUACGGCUCUCAGGCUCUCAGGCUUUCAGGAGCUCCGGUCCCCCUUGUAACUUUCGCAUUCUAAA